AUGGCAAAACCUGCAGACUCCUAUUGUCUCCUCUCUUGUCUCUUUGUCUUGUUUGUGAGUUGCACAUCAGCAGCCAAAAAUGAUCAAGACAAACAGGUGUAUAUAGUAUACAUGGGAGCACUUCCUGCUCGUGUUGACUACAUGCCAAUGUCCCAUCACACUAGUAUUCUUCAAGAAGUCACCGGAGCGAGUUCAAUCGAAAGUCGAUUGGUUAGGAAUUAUAAAAGAAGUUUCAACGGAUUUGCAGCCUGGCUAACCGAAUCUGAAAGACAGAUACUAGCAAAAAUGGAAAACGUGGUAUCCGUGUUCCCUAGCAAAAUACUGAAACUCCAAACGACGGCGUCGUGGGAUUUCGUGGGUCUCAAGAAAGGCAAAAGGGCAAAGCGAAACCCUAGCAUCGAGAGCGAUACGAUCAUUGGUGUCAUAGACAGUGGAGUCGACCCUUUAUCCGACAGCUUCAGUGACAAAGGCUUUGGCCCUCCUCCUAAGAAAUGGAAAGGAGUUUGCCAAGGGACCAAACACUUCUCUUGCAACAACAAGGUCAUUGGAGCUAGGAACUACACACCCAAAACGAAGGGGGUUCCUCACUCAGCGAUAGACAACAUGGGACAUGGGUCGCACACCGCUUCUACGGCAGCUGGAAACGCUGUUAAUGAUGUGAGCUUCUAUGGACUCGCCAAUGGAACCGCGAGAGGUGGCGUUCCAGGUGCAAGAAUCGCGGUUUACAAAGUAUGUGAUAUUGUUCUCAAAGGGUGCAAUACUGACGGAAUUCUGUCCGCAUUUGAUGAUGCGAUUGGGGACAACGUGGACCUUAUCACCAUCUCCGUCGGUGACCAAAAUGGUUUACCAUUCGAGGUGGAUACCAUCGCAAUUGGGGCUUUCCAUGCCAUGGCCAAGGGAAUCCUUACAGUGAAUUCCGCUGGAAACAAUGGUCCAGAUCCUAGUACGGUCACCAGCGUUGCACCGUGGAUAUUCACCGUCGGUGCAAGUAACACGAACCGCGCUUUCGUCACCAAAGUUGUUCUCGGAGACGGCAAGACAGUUGUCGGAAGAUCCGUAAACACGUUUGAUCUUAAGGGAACUAAGUACCCCAUAGUAUACGGUAGAUCAGCAUCGAGUCAUUGCGAUGCUGCUUCCGCUGAGUUCUGCUCAGCAGGAUGUUUAGACAGGAAACUUGUUAGCGGGAAGAUUGUGAUGUGCGAUUCCGGUCGAAAUGUUGAAGAGGCUAAAUAUAUGGGAGCCGUCGCAUCCAUUGUUAGGAGCAGCGCAGCAGACACUGCCGAUGUCUUCUCUUUCCCAGUCUCUGUUCUAUCGGGACACGCCUAUGACGUUGUCCUCUCGUAUAUGAACUCCACAAAAAACCCCAUAGCUGCUGUUUUGAAAAGCGAGACAGUCUUUAACCAGAAAGCUCCUGUCGUCGCUUCCUAUUCUUCUCGAGGCCCUAACCCAAUCGUUCCUGAUAUUUUGAAGCCGGAUAUAACCGCGCCGGGAUCAGAGAUCAUCGCUGCUUAUUCCCCUACUAUUCCACCAAGUAUUGCAGACACAAGACAUCUGAAGUACUCUAUUCUUAGUGGAACUUCAAUGUCUUGUCCACACGUUGCUGGUGUUGCCGCCUACGUCAAAACAUUUCACCCUCGCUGGUCUCCGUCCAUGAUCCAAUCCGCCAUCAUGACUACCGCUUGGCAAAUGAAUGCGUCUACUUGGAUGCCUGAUGAGUUUGCAUACGGAGCUGGCCAUGUCAAUCCGUUAGCAGCAAUUCAUCCUGGACUGGUCUAUGAAGCUAAUAAAGCAGACCACAUCGCUUUUCUCUGCGGCUUGAACUACAGUGGAAAGAACUUAAGACUUAUCUCCGGUGAAAACAACAGUUGCACCAAAGCACAGUCAAAAUCUUUACCCCGAAACCUAAACUAUCCUUCCAUGACUGCUCAAGUCCCGGCGAAAAAACCAUUCAAAGUGACUUUCCGUCGGACAGUCACUAACGUUGGAACGUCUAGCACUACCUACAAAGCAAAGGUAGUGGGAUCUAAGCUCAACGUCGAGGUCAUUCCCAAUGUCUUUUCUUUUAAGUCGAUGCGCGAGAAGAAGUCUUUCACGGUGACAGUUUCAGGCCAAGGUCUCGGAGAUGAAAAACCUGUUGUGUCUUCACAAUUGAUCUGGUCUGAUGGAGUACACUUUGUGAGAAGCCCCAUCGUUGUUUACGCUGCAAACUGAUGAGUCUAGAGUCAA
Raphanus sativus (radish) is the source of this 2226-nucleotide messenger RNA. RefSeq names its product subtilisin-like protease SBT4.5. Lineage: Eukaryota; Viridiplantae; Streptophyta; Magnoliopsida; Brassicales; Brassicaceae. The record is from RefSeq and is a predicted model, not a curated record. Gene Ontology annotation, biological process: proteolysis. Bases 1 to 2211 code for a protein of 736 amino acids. Gene Ontology annotation, molecular function: serine-type endopeptidase activity. The transcript is spliced from 10 exons.